Molecule: messenger RNA, 2001 nt
Organism: Balaenoptera ricei (Rice's whale)
Lineage: Eukaryota; Metazoa; Chordata; Mammalia; Artiodactyla; Balaenopteridae
Gene: SLC22A10
Product: solute carrier family 22 member 10
Exons: 11
Coding region: 167-1909 (580 amino acids)
Biological process (GO): transmembrane transport
Cellular component (GO): membrane
Molecular function (GO): transmembrane transporter activity
Source: RefSeq, a predicted model, not a curated record
UGCUUCCAAUGUUCUGGUGCAGUAGCGAAGUGACGAGAACCAUUGAUGAGAAACUGAUGUGAGGUCACAUAGAUUUAGUGUGAGUUAAUGAAAGGAAACAUUUUUCUCCCUUUGAACUUAUCUCUACAAAUUCAUUGUGAGUUUUCUUGAAAAUUGCCUCUUCACGAUGGCCUUUGAGGAGCUCCUGAAUGAAGUUGGUGGCCUGGGAAAAUUCCAGAUCAUUCAGAUGGUUCUCGUUCUUCCUCCGGUCAUGAUAGCAGCCUGUCACAUACUGCUGGAGAACUUCACUGCCGCCGUUCCUGGUCAUCGCUGCUGGGUCCCCAUCCUUGAUAAUGACACUGUCUCUGAUAAUGACACUGGGGUCCUCAGCCCUGAUGUCCUCCUGAGAAUCUUCAUCCCGUUGGAUUCUAACUUGAAACCAGAGAAAUGUCAUCGCUUCCUCCUCCCCCAGUGGCAGCUCCUUCAACUGAACGGGACCUUCCCCAACAUGACUGACCUGGACACGGAGCCCUGUGUGGAUGGCUGGGUGUAUGACCGAAGCUCCUUCUCCUCCACCAUCGUGACUGAGUGGGACCUUGUAUGUGAUUAUCAGUCACAGAAACCAGUGGUUCAAUCCUUAUUCAUGGCUGGAAUGCUGGUGGGGGGCCUCAUAUACGGCCAUCUCUCAGACAGGUUUGGGAGAAAGUUGAUUCUCAGGUGGUGUUUGCUCCAGCUCGCCAUCUCUGGGACCUGUGCAGCCUUUGCUCCCACCUUCCUGAUUUACUGCUCACUACGCUUCUGGUCAGGAUGUUCUGCUGUGGUCAUUAUAACAAAUAACUGGAUGCUCAUUGUAGAGUGGACAAGGUCCCAAUCAAAAGCCAUGGUAAUAACACUGAUAACCUGUGCCAUUAGUAUUGGACAGAUAAUGCUGGGAGGACUGGCUUUUGUCUUUCGAGACUGGCAUACCCUGCAGCUGGUGGUGUCUAUACCAUUCUUUGUCUUCUUUUUCUCCUCAAGGUGGCUGGUGGAAUCUGCUCGGUGGCUGAUUAUCACCAAUAACCCAGAUAAGGGCUUAAAGGAACUUAAAAAAGUAGCACAUAGAAAUGGAAUAAAGAAUGCUGAAGCAGCCCUGAACAUGGAGGGUUUCAAAGCGACCAUGCAGGAGGAGCUGGAGGCCGCACAGACCAAAACUACUGUAUUUGACUUGUUCCGCACACCCAACCUGCGUAAGAGGAUCUGUCUCCUGCUCUUCGUGAGCCCCAAGGACUCUGAUAUGAACUUUAAAUUUCCCAGAACUGUGUUUGAAACCAGGACACUAUGCGUCCAGUCAAGGGGACACAGAUUUGCAAGCACAAUACCCUUUUUUGGCAUCUUUAUCAAUUUACAGCACUUUGGGAGCAAUAUUUUCCUGUUCCAGGUAAUCUUUGGAGCUCUCACUGCCUUAGCCCGAUGUCUUGCACUUCUAGUAUUGAAUUAUAUGGGCCGUCGACCAACCCAGAUGCUUUUCAUGUUCCUGGUGGGACUUUCCAUUUUGACCAACACGUUUGUGCCCCAAGAAAUGCAGACCCUGCGUGUGACUUUGGCAAGUGUGGGAAUCAGCUGUGUUGCCGCUUCUAUCACCAGUUAUUCUGUCCACUGUAAUGAACUCAUCCCCACUCUCCUCAGGGCAAAAGCUUUGGGAUUAGAUGUAAUGGCUAGUAGGUGUGGGUCAGCUCUGGCUCCCCUCUUGAUGACCCUGGUGGUGUAUCUACCCACUCUGCCCUGGAUCAUCUAUGGAGUAUGUCCCAUUAUUGCUAGUCUUGUUGUCCCUUUCCAACCUGAAACCAGAAAUCUGCCUCUGCUUGACACCAUCCAGGAUGUGGAAAAUAACAAAAAGUUCUCAAGAGAAGCAAAUGAAAAAGAUUUCUACAUUAAAGUGACAAAAUUUUAAGUGGAUUUCAUGAGGUGACUGGUGAGGAAAAUAAAAAUAUGAAGAAAAAAAUGGGAGUUUUCCUUUAUCUUUACAUACUAGCAAGAAAAUAU